AUGGGGCGCAGUGGAAAAGCGGUAGAAGCAGAACCCCCCAAGCGGCAAGAAGCCCUGGCCGCCGACGGCGGAAAGGAGGAAACUAGCACAGGUCAGGAGCGUCCCGCAGCGCCUACGUUACCCUUCCCGAUUCUGCCGAUGGUGCGAAGAAGCUGCAGCCCCCUUCCAAAUCAAAUCAGCGAGAACUCCACUAGUCCAGCAAAACUGUGA
Podarcis lilfordi (Lilford's wall lizard) is the source of this 210-nucleotide messenger RNA. NCBI's taxonomy places the organism in Eukaryota, Metazoa, Chordata, Lepidosauria, Squamata, Lacertidae. The record is from the annotation of a GenBank genome assembly.